AUUGAAGCUUUACGACUCUUUGUUCGACGCCAGGCUGGUCUUGGUAGUUUAGUCUCUGGUCGCAAGCGCGCAAGCCAAUACCGUUGAGUGGUCGAUUGGUUGUCGAAGCGGUGCGAUUUUAACAUAAAAGAAUCAAGAAAAAAAAAUAAUACUUACAAAAUUUAAUUUAUUGUUUGAAAAUUAUUAUAAUUAGCAUUUUUUUUUUUAAUAAAACAAUAAAAAAUCUUGCAUAAAAUGUGGAAAACGAAUGUUUUUGGGGCACUUUUAGCUUUCAAUUAUUUAUUGGGAUUUUGUUUUGGAGCCGAGAUGCUGUGGCCAGAUGACAAUGCCCACAUGAACGCAACCUUAACGGAAAUACUUAAGCCACGAGUCGUUGGUAGCGCAGGUCAUAAACAAGUACGAGAAUUUAUAAUAAGAGAGCUUAACUCUCUCGGCUUCAAUACGGAAACAGAUCAAUUUUCAGAAAAAGUACCAAUAUUUGGCAAGGUCACAUUUACAAAUAUUAUUGGUUCUAUAAAUCCCAAUGCGGACAACUUUUUGGCCUUAUCGUGUCACUACGAUAGUAAAUACUUCGCUGAUAAUCCAGAGUUUGUGGGAGCAACAGAUUCUGGUGUGCCCUGUGCAAUUUUACUUAAUACCGCUAAGACCUUGGCUCCGUACUUGCAAAGACAGUUUAAGCAACGUAAUGAUAUAGGAUUAAUGCUUAUAUUUUUCGAUGGUGAAGAAGCCUUUAAAGAAUGGAGUAAUACCGAUUCGAUAUACGGUUCACGUCAUUUGGCUAAACAGUUAGCAACUCCAAGAAGUUUAAUUGACUGGUCACGCAAUAUUGAUAAAAUAGAAGUCCUUGUACUUUUAGAUUUGAUCGGCGCUGCAAAUCCCAAAUUCUAUAGUUUUUAUCCAAAUACCAAUGGUCUACAUAACAGCCUUUAUAAUAUUGAAAGAAAAUUAAGCUCAACUCAGAAUUUAGAAGGACAUAAUUUUAUGUUUAUAAAGAAACAUUCACAGGGAUUCAUUGAUGAUGAUCAUCGUCCAUUCUUACAAGAAAAUGUACCAAUAUUGCAUUUGAUCACCACACCUUUUCCAAAUCAAUGGCAUACGCCAGCAGAUACAGCACAGAAUUUGGAUUGGCCUUCUAUACGUAAUUUUAAUAAAAUAUUUCGUAAGUUUGUCUACGACUAUCUCAUCCUACACAAGGAACCAGUCAAUUUACGUACUUUACAAUUCCAAUAAAAUUGUCAACACUAUAUAAUAUUUUUUCUUUUU
Messenger RNA from Teleopsis dalmanni, 1263 nucleotides. RefSeq names its product glutaminyl-peptide cyclotransferase. The record is from RefSeq and is a predicted model, not a curated record. Bases 235 to 1230 code for a protein of 331 amino acids. The transcript is spliced from 6 exons. Gene Ontology annotation, molecular function: glutaminyl-peptide cyclotransferase activity; zinc ion binding. NCBI's taxonomy places the organism in Eukaryota, Metazoa, Arthropoda, Insecta, Diptera, Diopsidae.